This is a messenger RNA of Drosophila navojoa, 2060 nucleotides long. Its product is annotated as pescadillo homolog. The record is from RefSeq and is a predicted model, not a curated record. NCBI's taxonomy places the organism in Eukaryota, Metazoa, Arthropoda, Insecta, Diptera, Drosophilidae. Gene Ontology annotation, molecular function: RNA binding. Gene Ontology annotation, biological process: ribosome biogenesis; maturation of LSU-rRNA from tricistronic rRNA transcript (SSU-rRNA, 5.8S rRNA, LSU-rRNA). Gene Ontology annotation, cellular component: PeBoW complex; nucleolus.
AGCAAUUUUGGAGCAGAGCAGUUUAGGAAAAUAAAGUCUUUUUUGUGUAAAUAACUGCUGCACUGCCAGACUUUCACAAUGAGGCGUCCCAAGAAGUACGAGUCCGGUGAGGCCACACAAUAUAUAAGCCGGCGUGCAGCACUGCGCAAGUUGCAGCUUUCGCUGAAUGACUUUCGCCGCUUGUGUAUUUUAAAGGGAGUUUAUCCACGCGAACCAAAGCAUCGAAGACGUGCACAGAAGGGCUCCUCGGAGAUAAAGAUAUUGUACCACACCAAGGAUAUACGCUUCCUGCUACACGAGCCCAUAGUGUGGACGCUGCGUGACUAUAAGAUCUUUGCUAAGAAAUCGGGUCGGGAUCGUGCUAUUAAGGACUUUCGCAAUCUGAAGCGUCGCUUGGCCUUGUUUCCCGAAAUCAAACUUGAUCACAUUGUGAAGGAACGCUAUCCGACAUUCAUCGAUGCGCUGAAGGAUCUCGAUGACUGCCUCACUUUACUCUUUCUGUUCAGCACAUUUCCGUCCUUGCACUUGAUACCGCGAGAGCAGUCGAAUCUUUGCCGUCGAUUGACCAUCGAAUUUUUGCAUUAUGUCAUUGCCUCCAAGUCGCUGCGCAAGGUGUUCAUAUCGAUAAAGGGCUACUACUUCCAGGCCGAGAUCAAGGGCCAAAAGGUCACAUGGAUAGUGCCGCACUAUUAUCCGUUUAAGCCGCAAUCCAGGCAGGAGGUCGACUUCAAAGUCAUGUCCAUAUUCGUGGAGUUCUACACAAUUAUGCUGGGCUUUACGAACUACCGCUUGUACCACGGGCUCAAUCUGGCGUAUCCACCACAGUUUCCUUCUAGCAUGCUGCAAGAUAAUGAAGACACUUUGAAAGAUGAGACGAGCUUUGUGUCAGAACGUAUUGCUGCUCUGAACUUUGAGCUGCUGCGUACAGAUAAAGUGCAGGAGGACGAGGAGGAACCCGAUAUUGAUAUGGAGCUGCUAGAACAGGAUGGCGACUCGAAACGCAUUAUCAAAAUGAAACAGGAAGCGCAGGAAAUAGCCCGUCUACGUAAUCUCUUUAAGGGAUUAAAGUUCUUUAUAAAUCGCGAGGUUCCUCGCGAGCCUUUGGUCAUCAUCAUACGCUCCUUUGGCGGCAAAGUUUCCUGGGAUUCGUCCGUCUUCUCAGGCUCUACGUACGAUGAGAGCGAUGAGACCAUCACGCAUCAGAUUGUUGACAGACCUAGCCUAAGUACUCAGUAUAUAUCGAGAGACUACAUUCAGCCCCAGUGGGUCUUUGACUGCGUGAAUCAGCGACAGCUGUUGCCCACCAACAAAUAUUUCCUGGGCGAACAGCUGCCGCCACAUCUAUCGCCAUUUGUCGACGCCAAACGGGAUACGUAUAUUCCGCCCGAAGAGAAAGCUCUUCAUGAUCCCUCGCUGAUUGAAACGCACGCUCAAAGCGAUGAUGAGUCGGAGGAGGAAGAAGCUGCACAGAAUGAAGACGAUACUGUGGAUCAGGAGCUACUAGAUGCACAGCUGCAGCGCGCCUAUCAACAGGAAACAGCCGAGUACAAAAAAUAUGGCGGUCCAGACGGUGUCAAUGAGGAUGAAGAGGACACUGAUGAUGAAGAUUUCGAUGACGAGCAGGAAAGCGACGAUGAGGAAGAAGAGCUGGAUGAGAAAACAAAGCGACUGCAGGAAGAGAAGAAGAAAAUGUCCGUGCAGUCGGGCAAGGUGCACAAGGUGAACAAAAGGCAGCUGCACAAGGCCGAAGUUGAUGAGCAUCGUCUGCAGGCGCGCAUGGUCAAGCCACGCCAUCGCAAUCUGUUCCGCAAACUGAUUCGCGAGAAACAGAGCAAGGAGAAGGAGGAAUGGCUGCUGCGAAAGAAGCGACGCAACAUCGACAACGACACAAAAGAAGCCAAAAAACUAGCUAAGCGGGAGGCAAAAAAAGCAGCUGCCGCUGCUGCUAAUGCAGCCUCGCAACUGGGCGCCAAGUGAAACACCUCGCCUUGUGUUCAACCUGUGUCUUCUUAGAAUUAGUCUAUAACCAACAACAAUAAAAACCAACCUGUAAAUGCAAU